UAAUAGGAAAGAUUGGGUGCUCGGAGAUUAAGCCUAUUUGGCUGAACUCCGUUAUCAAAUUUUCUGGUGUCUUUAUUUUUAGUACUCAAUAUUAUUUGUCAGGUAUUUAUUUGUUAGUGUUCUGUUUGGUUCAAUUAUUCUGAAUCAAUUCAUUUCACUUAGUUGUUUCGUUUUAGUGGGAAAAUUACCCGAUUUUCCCAACAAGUGGUAUCAGAGCUAAGGUUUUGUUUGAGUAUGCUCUGUGGUUGCAGCUUUGUCUGAUCUUCCAUAUCAGAAAAGAAUUCCUUUGGUCCUUUUGAACCCAAGGUUUGUCCUAGGCUAAGGUUCUAUCUGAGUAUGCUCUGUGGUUGCAGCUCUACCUGAUCUUCCACAUCAGAAAAGAAUUACUUUGGUCCUAUUGGGUUGUUUGCAGUUGUUGUAAUAUUGAAUAUUUUUUAUCGAGUCUAUAAUGACAAAUAAAGAUCAAGAAAUGAAGGAUCUUAUUACAAAUAUUACGCCGGGGGCAUCGGGCUCCUCGUCAUUAUAGUCGAGGUUCCCGCUGUCCAGUCUGAAGUUGGCGGUGGAAAUAUUUGAUGGUACUAGCCAUUUUGGCAUGUGGCGAGGAGAGGUUUUGGAUUCUCUUUUCUAGCAGGGUCUUGAUAUUGCUAUUGAAGAAAAGAAACCAAAAGAGGUAGAAGAAAGAGAUUGGAGCAUCAUUAAUCGGUUGGCAUGUGGAACAAUUCGAUCGUGCCUGUCCAGAGAGCAGAAGUAUGAUUUUAAGAAUGAGACUUCUGCGCACAAAUUAUGGAAGGCGUUGGAGGAUAAGUUUCUGAAAAAGAGUGGUUAGAACAAGCUCCUUAUGAAGAAAAGGUUCUUCCGAUUUGAUUAUCAACAAGUGCCUACUAUGAAUGAAUACAUCACUAUGUUUAAUCAAUUAGUAGCAAAACUGUUGAAUUUAGAUGUGAAAUUUAAGGAUAAGGAUCUGGCUUUGAUGUUGUUAUCAUUUCUUCCCGAUGAAUUUGAACAUUUGGAAACUACGUUACUUCAUGGGAAGGAGAAUGUGUCGUUAGAUGCUGUUUGUCCUGCUUUAUAUAGUCAUGAAUUGAGAAAGUAGGAUAAGAUGAAAACCAAAUCAACAACAUCCAAAAAAACAUUGGCGGCAAGGGUUCGUCAGCAAAGCCAGACUAAUGGGAGAAGAGGAAGGUCCAAAUCGAAGGGCCAAGCUGUUGCCAAAGAUGAGUGUGCUUUCUGUCAUGAAAAAGGGCACUGGAAGAAAGACUGUCCGAAGUUGGAAAAAGAAAGGGAAGAGUCCGCAAGAUCCGCAACAUGCAAAUGUUGCAGAAUGCAAAAGUGAUGCAGAAUCAGAUGUUUCCUUAGUUGUUAUGCCUUCAACACUAUCUCAUCCAGAUGAGUAGAUAUUGGAUUCAGCAUGUACCUAUCAUAUGUUUCCCAUUCAGGAAUGGUUUUUUGAGUUUUAGGAACUCAAUGGUGGGGUUGUCUACAUAGGUAAUGAUAAUCCAUGUAAAACAACCAAGAUAGGUUCGAUCAAGCUGCGGAAUCAUGAUGGAUCCACCAGAAUUUUUUUGAGUUUCAGGAACUCAAUGGUGGAGUUGUCUACAUAGGUAAUGAUAAUUAAUGUAAAACAACCGGGAUAGGUUCGAUCAAGCUGCGGAAUCAUGAUGAAUCUACCAGAAUUUUGAGGGAUGUACGGUACGUGCCAAAGUUGAAAAAAAAUCUCAUCUCAGUGGGGGAUCUUGAAUCUAAGGGCCUAGUUGUGAUGAUACGAGAUAGUUCUUAAAGCAACUUCAGCAGCACUGGUGAUGUUGAAAGGCGUGAGGAAGAACAAUUUAUAUUACUACCAAGGUAGUACAGUGUUGGGGACAGUAGCAGCAGUAACUUCUAGCACCAAGAAGGAUGUUAAGGUAAUAGAGCUGUGGCAUAUGUGGUUGGGACAUGCUGGUUAAAAGUCCUUGCAAAUUCAUGCCAAGCAAGGAUUGUUGAAAGGUACGAAGACUUGCAAACUUAAAUUUUGUGAGCAUUAUGUUUUGGGAAAGAAACGAAGAGUGAAGUUUGGAAUUCAGAUGUGUGGGGACCUACCAAAACUCUGUCCAUCGGAGGUAGGCAUUAUUUUGUCACUUUUGUUGAUGAUUUUUCCAGGAAAUUUUGGGUGUUUACUAUGAAAACAAGGAUGAAGUGCUUGGAAUUUUCCUUAAGUGGAAAACUCAAGUUGAAAACUAGACAGAGAGAAAGAUCAAGGUUCUCCGAACAAACAAUAGAAGAGAAUACAAGAGUGAUCCAUUCCUGAAUGUAUGCCAAAAUUGUGGCAUAGUUCGACAUUUCACUGUUAGAAAAACACCGCAAUAGAAUGGGGUGUCAGAGCGUAUGAACAAGACACUUGUGGAGCAAGUUUGUUAUAUGUUGUCUAAUGUUGGGGUAGACAAAAAAAUUUGGGUUGAGGCUAUGAAGUACGCUCAACAUCCCGUCAAUCGUUUGCCAUCAUCUGCUAUAGGUGACAAAACUCCAUUAGAAGUAUGGCCUGGAAAACCUGGAACUGAUUAUGAUACUUUGCAUGUUUUUGGUUCUAUUGCAUAUUAUCAUAUGAUUGAAUCAAACUUGGAUCCAUGAGCAAAGAAGUCUCUUUUCAUGGGCUUCAAUGCUGGAGUGAAGGGAUACCGUUUGUGGUGUCUUGGGGCAAAGAAGACUGUUAUCAGCAGGGAUGUUACCUUUGAUGAAUCUUCCAUGUUGAACAAGGUAAAUCCAGAGAAAUCUGAUUGUACUAUGAAGCAGGUAGAGUGUAAUCUUAAGUAGGUGGAGUUUGAGCAAACAGUGGUGACCCCAGCAUGAAGCACCACCACUGACUCUACUAUGGCCGAAGAAGAGUCAGAUGAGGAAGAGGUUCUGACUCAAAGAACCUCUGCAACAAUCAAAACCAAUUGCAGUUAUAAGACAUAGACAAGAAAUUCAGAAGCCUGCUUGUUUCACUGACAUGGUAGCUUAUGCACUUUCAGUUACUGAUGAACAUGUUCCAUCCACCUAUCCACCCAGAGGCCAUUCAAAGCACAGAAAGUGGCAGUUGGGCAGGUACAAUGGAAGAAGAAAUGCAAUCUCUUAAGAAGAACGAGACAUGGAAGCUGACACAACUAUCGAAAAGCAGAAAGAGAAUUGAGUGUAAAUAGGUAUUUGCAAAGAAAAAAGGAUUUCCUGAUAAAGAAGGCAUUCGCUACAAGGAGGGAAUUGAUUAUAAUGAGGUAUUUUCUUUAGUUAAAAAUUCCUCCAUUAGAAUUUUGUUGGCCUUGGUAGCACAGUUAAAUUUGGAGCUAGCUCAACUUGAUGUGAAGACCGUAUUCUUUCACGGUAAUUUGAAGGAAGAAAUCUAUAUGACUCAGCCAGAAGGAUAUAAGUUUGCUGGUAAAGAAGAUUGGGUUUGUAAACUUAGAAAAUCAUUGUACGGACUGAAACAAUCAUCAAUCAUCGAGACAGUGGUACAAACGAUUUGAUAGGUUCAUGAAGGGUUAGAAGUACAGGAGAAACAAAUACGAUCAUUGUGUGUAUUUGCAUAAACUUCAAGAUGGUUCAUACAUCUACUUACUUUUAUAUAUUAAUGAUAUGCUGAUUGCAGCAAAGAUCCAAGUUGAGAUUGACAGAUUGAAGGCUCAAAUGAGUAAAGAGUUCGAGAUGAAGGAUUUGAGAAGGCCAAGAAGAUUCUCGGCAUGGAGAUAAGUAGAGAUAGAGAGAGGGGCAAACUUUGGCUGUCACAGAAGCAGUAUUUGAAGAAGGUACUACAACAUUUUGGUAUACACGGUGAUACAAAACCUGUAAAUACCCAACUUGCUCCUCAUUUGAAACUAAGUAGCAGAUUAUCUCCGAUAACUGAUGAAGAGCGAGAACACAUGGCAAAAGUCCCGUACGAGCUGUUAGUGUAGUUAGAAGGUACAUGCAUGAUCUAGGCAAGGGUCAUUGGCAAGCUGUGAAAUGGAUUCUGCGGUAUCUCCAAAAUAUCGUAGAUGUUGGAUUGACAUUCGAGCGGGAUAAAUCACUUGGUCAAUGCAUAGUUGGAUAUUGUGAUUCUGAUUAUGCAUGUGAGUCGGAUAAGCGACGAUCUACAACUGACAAUUUGUUCAAUUUAGCAAAGGUGCCAUUUGGAAGUCUACCUUGCAGUCUACAGUGGCUUUGUCUACAACAGAGGCUCAUGGGUUGCUUAAAGACUUGGGAGUUGAUCAGAAACAACUUGAGGUGUAUUUUGACAGUCAGAGUGCUAUUCAUUUAACAGAAAAUCAAGUCUUUCAUACACGGACGAAGCAUAUUGAUGUUCGCUAUCAUUUUGUGCGGGAAAUUCUCGAAGAGGAGGAGCUCCAGAAGAUUUAUACUACGGAGAAUCCUGCUGACCAAGCUGGUUACAAGGGCCAAGUUCAAACACUGUUUAAACUUGGUUAAUAUCCUGCACAUUUGAAGUUGGUGCCUCAUGGCGCAAAAUUGGAAGCACCGCAAUUUUUUUUAUUAGUUGUUUGAUUGAGAAGAUUUGUAUUUUGGUGGGAUUAAAAUUGAGCCUAGGUGGAGAUUUGUUGGUUUUUUGGCUCUUUUUUUUCUCCCACAUCAUUCUUUUACAAUUUGGGGAGGAGGUUUUAAAGUUAUAAAAGAACUCUUCCUCCUCCCAGUUAAUCAUCCCAAAAUUGUUCUCUUCUCCCACAAUUAAUAGGAAAGGUUGGGUGCUCGGAGAUUAAGCCUAUUUGGUUGAACUCCGUUAUCAAAUUUUCUUGUGUCUUUAUUUUGGUAUUUAUUUGCUAGUGUUCUGUUUGGUUCAAUUGUUCUGUAUCUUAUAUAUUGACAGGUAAUAGACAGUUCUCAAAGUGGAAAGGUUCAAUAGUAGAUUCUGUUGCUGGGGUUUUCUUGGCUCAAAAUGUGGCGGACAACUUAUCAAGCUCUGCUUUCAUGUCCCUUGCUGCUCAAUAUCCUUCUAAUGAAGUCAGAUUCAAAUCAACAUUCCACAACGGAAAUGGAAAGACCAGUCUGGAGAAAUCUUCGAAAGGACAUUCUAAUAAGAACCGGGGGAUAAACCGAAGAACAAAUAGGAAUGGAGGGAAGAAGAAAAAGGAGGAGACAAGAUAUCAACAGGCUGAACCAAUCUUAACUAGGAAAAGUAAAAAUGCAGACUUGAAAAGUGAAGCCAUUACAUGGGAAAAUAUAAGGACGUUAUCUUCCUUUAUUAAUCCCAAAGAGAGAAGUGAUAGCACGUUAGAUGCCAUAGAUUGGCAUGCAGUCCAUGCUGCAACAGCGGAAAAGAUAUCGGAAGCUAUCAUGCAAAGGGGAAUGGACAAAAAGCUUGCACGAAGAAUCAAGAAUUUUAUCCACCGCCUGAUCCUGGAACAAGGGAAUGUGGAUCUAGAAUGGCUACGUGAAGUUCAACCAGAAAAGGCUAAGGAAUACUUGCUGAGCAUUUAUGGGUUGGGAGUGAAAAGUGUGGAAUGCAUAAGGUUGCUAACUCUCCGACACCAAGCCUUCCCAGUGGAUACUAAUGUAGGACGAGUACUCGUGCGACUGGGUUGGGUACCUAUUCAACCACUUCCAAGAGGAAAAAAAAUGAAUCUUUUGAAAAUGUACCCGGAUGUCAAAGAUGUUCACAAGUAUCUCUGGCCACGGUUAUGCACACUCGAUCAUCUAGCACUAUAUGAAUUUCAUCAUCAGAUGAUUACCUUCGGAAAGGUAUUCUGUACAAAAUCAAGCCCAAAUUGUAAUGCAUGUCCAAUGAAAGCAGAGUGUAGACACUUUGCAAGUGCUUUUACAAGUGAAAGAGUUCUCCUGACAGGGCCAGGGGAAAAGAGCUCCGAAAAUAUUGAUACCUCCUUAGCACCUCUAGACAGUACACGGCAUGCUGACAGUUCUCAAGCAAAUAUUGUUUCUUAUGUUGGGGAGGCCUCAAAUUCACAACAUUCGAUAGGAGAUCACCAAAAUGAGCUUAUCACCUAUCCAGCGCUUGAAUGUAUUGGAGAAACAAACAUUGAAGAUUAUGGUGCCAGUGACAUACCUACCAUCACAUUUGAUCCCAAGGCAUUCAUGGAAAAUUUGUUAAGCUACAUAGAUGAGAGUGAUCUCUCAAUAAACGACACUGAUUUGUCUAAGGCAAGGGUCAUUGCCACUCAAGAAGUGCCUUUGCCUAAAUUGAAGCAUAUAGGUCGGUUAAGGACGGAGCACCAAGUCUAUGAACUUCCAGAUUCACAUCCUCUGUUAGAAGGGCUAGAGAAGCGUGAACCGGAAGACGCUUGCCCAUAUCUCCUGGCUUUAAGGACACCAGGAAAUGCAGCUUCAGAAGAACCUACAAAAGAGAAGCGUGAAUCCUGUAAUUGCGAUGGAACUCAAAACGAGGUCGAUGCAUCAAAUAUUCAGACUGUUAGUGGGACACUUCUGAUUCCUUGUCGAACAGCGAAUAAGGGAAAAUUUCCACUCAAUGGAACCUACUUCCAAGUAAAUGAGGUUUUUGCGGAUGAAGAGUCCACUCAACAGCCAAUUGAAGUUCCAAGGGUAUGGAUAUGGAAUUUGCCAAGAAGGACCCUAUACUGUGGCACCUCCAUCAGAGCAAUAUUUAAAGGGAUGUCAACAAAAGAAGUACAACAUUGCUUUUGGAGAGGGUAUGUAUGUCUGAGAGGCUUUAACCGCAAAACGCGAAUACCUGGACCUCUUCCUUAUGACCUUCAUCGUCCAAUAAGCAAGUCAGGAAAAGCAAAAAGGUCUUCACAAGAUUGAAGAGAAAGAAAAUUGUGUACAGUUUUUGGAUUAAGCACGCUGUUUUUUUUUCUUUUUGCUUUUUCUUCCCACGUCCAAUUACGUAUAGCCUAAAGUUGAAUUGAAAAAACAAUGAAAACAAAUUCUUAUGUGAAAUCAUGAUAGUUGAGUAAUUAAAUGAA
Capsicum annuum is the source of this 6878-nucleotide messenger RNA. RefSeq names its product protein ROS1A. Gene Ontology annotation, molecular function: 4 iron, 4 sulfur cluster binding; DNA demethylase activity; DNA N-glycosylase activity. The transcript has 16 exons. The record is from RefSeq and is a predicted model, not a curated record. The coding region runs from base 4909 to 6717 and encodes 602 amino acids. NCBI's taxonomy places the organism in Eukaryota, Viridiplantae, Streptophyta, Magnoliopsida, Solanales, Solanaceae. Gene Ontology annotation, biological process: base-excision repair.